AUGGAACUUGAGACGCUUCCAAUCUCACAUGAAUGGGACGCCCCUUCCGUGACUGGCAAGAGCUUUCCAGAUCGAAUAUGGCCCGAGCCAUUAGAUACCCCUGGCUAUGUCCCACAUCAUCUCAAGCGUGCUGCAUCAGGCCAAUUUCCAAUCUUGGAGCUCAUCCAGCGCGUGCUGUACCGCCUCAAGCCCAGCGGGGUGGGUGAGGUCGAGAAACUACUUGCUCUGAUCGGUCUUUAUCAGACACUGCGCCCAGUCUACACACACAUCAAGGACUUUUGCAUAUGGGCGCUCACUGUACAAGUUACUGUACCCGAAAGCGACCCCGUCGCAAAAGAAAUACUCGCUUGGAUAGGCUCAGAAGUCAUCACGAACAGCCAUUCACGAAACGCUAUGCUAGUCACCAGUAGCAUGCAAGAUGCAAACGAUGAUUUCCAUCGUCGUAUGAUCAUGCCUCCUCCUCCAGGCGUAGCCAUGGACAAGAGGGACGAUGGAGUCUUGUGCCUCCCGCCGAUUGGUACACGAUUAUUCUGGGUCGGCUUUCGCCCUUUCGUCUUCUCGCGCAGGGGCGGAAACAGCUACAGCAAUCACAGGACUAUGUCUGGUCACAUGGUUGAUGACAGGGGCCUCCUUCAAAACGCAAUCACCCUCAUGACCCUCGGAUGGAGUCUCAAGCCUUUGCAAGACUUUACCGCAAUGUGUCAUGACUUCAAAUUGAAACAUCUCACGGGGACUACUACAGUUUAUUUUGCUGGAGAGGGCCGUAAUGACCCGUAUGGAAAUGUCUGGCAAUCAGUAUCCAAGGCCAUCCGCAAGCUCGAUACUAUCGACAUGGAUGAGCAGGUGAAAUUGGACAUUGUUCGAGAUGCCGAGUACUAUUACAGUGACGAGUCACGCGCCUUUUUCGCCGACUGCGGUAUCCCCUACCGACGCGGCUAUCUUUUCUACGGUCCUCCUGGCACUGGCAAAAGCUCCUUCAGCGCCGCACUAGCUGGCCAUCUCCGAUGCGACAUUUACCACAUCAAUCUCGCAAACGGGAGCAUCAGCGACGGCGUCCUGCACCGACUCUUCCUCGGCCUCCCCCGCAAAUGCAUAGUGGUCAUCGAGGACAUUGAUUCCGCCGGUAUUGGCCGCGAACACACAUCAUGGGAAACACAGAACGCCGAAUCACUCGACCACUCAGGUAAACCAAUUUCUUCCGACGAGCUGAAACCAAACAGAACAAAGUUCUCAGCAAUCACACGUCGCAACAUGGUCACCUUGAGCGGGCUUCUGAAUGCCAUCGACGGCAAUGCGUCGCAAGAGGGAAGACUCCUCAUCAUGACUUCCAAUGAUCCCGACGCCCUUGAUGCCGCUCUCACACGCCCCGGCCGCAUCGACAAGAAAGUCUACUUUGGCAACAUGAGCAAGAGCGCCGGCAAGAGCAUCUUCAAGCGCCUAAUCGGCCGCUCAGCCAUGGCCCACGACUCGGCCUUUACCGUCGCGCAAAUCGACCAGUGGGCAACGGAAUUCGCGGAAAAAGUUCCACCUAAUACCUUCUCGCCAGCACAAGUCCAGAAUUUCCUCCAGGCUUGUCGCGGCGACCCGAUCAAAGCUCUAGACGACAUUGAGGCUUGGGUUGCAGAAAAUAGAGCCUCUCGCUGUACUGAUUUCCCGCCUAAUCAAGCCGAGGAUUCAGAGGCGGAUAGCGAGAAGUAUCCUGAGCGAGGUGGUGGUGGUGUGGAGUAG
This is a messenger RNA of Exserohilum turcica Et28A, 1728 nucleotides long. RefSeq lists its product as uncharacterized. Gene Ontology annotation, cellular component: mitochondrial inner membrane. Lineage: Eukaryota; Fungi; Ascomycota; Dothideomycetes; Pleosporales; Pleosporaceae. The transcript has 4 exons. Gene Ontology annotation, molecular function: ATP binding; ATP hydrolysis activity. The coding region runs from base 1 to 1728 and encodes 575 amino acids. Gene Ontology annotation, biological process: protein insertion into mitochondrial inner membrane from matrix; mitochondrial respiratory chain complex III assembly. The record is from RefSeq and is a predicted model, not a curated record.